AUGACCUCUAUUCUCCUCACUCGCGUUAUCCUUCUCCUUUUCCUAUCCUUCUUCACCCACAAUGCUGCACUCGCCUUUAAUCCUGUGAAACCCAGAUUCCGCGAUGUCACUGAGGCGGCCGGAAUCGAAGUUCGAAGACUUAAAAAGUACGGCGGCCCGUCCGUCUCCGACCUCGACAACGAUGGCUAUCCUGAUCUGCUCUUCUGCCAUCACGGCGGCCCCCACGCUGCCAUCUACUUCAACGACAGAAAAGGUGGAUUCAUAAAGAACUCAUGGAGUCUAUGGUCUGAUAUGCAUGGCAUCGCCGUCACUCCCCGCACCCCCAAAUCACUCGCAAAGCUCAUCUCCAUAUCUUCCGGAGGUGGCAAGGGACUCAACCCAUCCGCUCCCCAGAUCUUUCAAGUCGAUUCUAGUACGAGGAACAUAACCGAAAUCACAAGCCAAAUGGGCAUCCAAGCAGCCAAGGGUCGCCAAAGAACAGCCAUUUACUUGAACAUGAAGUUUAACAAAAAUCACAAGUACCCAGACGUUAUCUUUACAAACGCUCAGCCGAAGAUUCACAACAGAGACUGGCAGUACGCCUUUGAGAGCGACGGCAAGCGCUACUCCCGCCGCAACCUCAAGGGGUACGAACGCAACCCCAAUUGGUACAUUUCCGCCACGGACCUCGAAAACGACGGCACCAUGGAGAUCAUAGGCUACCAAGACCUCUCGUUCUUCAAGCUCAUCGGCCCCUUCCGCUUCAAGGAGAUCACGGCCGACGUCCUUCCCCCCGGCACCCCGACGACGGGCACCGUCGCCGUCGCCGAGUUCGACAUGGACAACGACGGCGACAUGGACCUGUACGUAGCGCGCACCAAAACCGGCGAUCUCAAAUGGCUCAAUCGCUCGCUCCCCUCGUUCCCAGACUUGCUACUAGAGAACGUCAACGGCAAGUACGUCGACGUGAGCAAGCGAGCCGGCGUGCCGACCACGUCUACUUCGCGCGGCGUCAGCACCGCCGAUUUGAACAACGAUGGCUACGUUGACAUUGUCGUCCCGCAGUACGCGUCGUCGGACAUCGUCCUCCUCAACCAGGGCGACGGGACGUUCAAGAAGGUGUUCGGCCUGAUCCGACGCCCCAGCAAUGUGCGCGGCGACCAUGUGGCGGCCGUGGACUACGAUCUGGACGGGCGUGUGGACCUGGUUGUUAGCCAGGGCGACCAGCAUGACGAAUCAAAGGGUGGGUCGUAUCGAAUACUGAACAAUCGACUGCCGCCGAGCGGUAAUAGAAAGUGGCUAUCGGUGAGGGUAGGGAACGCGCCAGAUGGCAGCGCGACGGCGUUGCAUGCAUUGGUGCAAGUUAUGGUUGGAGGAAUGACAAUGACGAGGCGCGUCGGCAGCACAGGGGAUGCAAUCUCGCGGUCAUUCUUGGAAACGGUACAUUUCGGAUUGGGGUCACGGGGUAAGGUGGACAAGGUUGUGGUUCGGUGGACCAGUGGGUUCCAGGUGGUCAAGCGGAGGGUUCCGGCAAACACGAAACUGAGCGUAGGGUCGUUCUGAGGGAUGACGUGGCCAGGACUAGAGCAGGUAGAUUGCGUAGAGAUGUACUGUACAGUAUACCGUACGGUUAGUUGACAGCGUGGCAUUGGGAACACCUCUACGCUCACAACGACACAAAAAAAAAAACAGAAAGACUGUGCAGCACGGUCCA
Molecule: messenger RNA, 1693 nt
Organism: Chondrus crispus (carragheen)
Lineage: Eukaryota; Rhodophyta; Florideophyceae; Gigartinales; Gigartinaceae
Exons: 2
Coding region: 1-1542 (513 amino acids)
Source: RefSeq, a predicted model, not a curated record